GCGAACAGAACGUCGCGAGGCGCCGCUGGUGGACGACGAGCCGGUUACAGAUAGAUAUCGAUAAACUUUAGGCUAGGGUUUCAUUUUUUAUUAGCUUUAUUGCCUAAGUAAAGCUGUGCGUAGGAAAAAGAGUAGUGAAAACAUUCAGUUAAGCCUGUUUUAUCGGGUAUCGGUGCAGUUCGCUUUAGAAUAAACUGAAAGAAGAGGACGAGUGACGUCGUUUGUAAAGGAGACUUGGCUGUAAUCCCUCGGCUAGCUUAGCUGGCUUGCUAACAAAGAAAAUCUUCUCUGAGAAGGAGUAAUCCUCACUAAUUUUCUUUAGUUAUGAGUCAUGUGGUCGUCGACAGUUCACACGGUCUAGAUCAGCAGCUCUCUGCCCUAGACUUGAACUCUGCUGACGGGCAGGGUGGAGGCACUGGCAAACGUUACAUUCCACCUCACUUGAGAAACAAAGAUGCUGGUAAAAAUGCAGGAAAUGCUUAUUCCUCUGGUAGACAGAGCGGUUAUUCAAUGCCACCAGUACUGAGCUUUUCUCCUAAACAGUAUCCUCAAAGUUGGCAUCCUGAGAGAAACCCCAGAAACAGAAAUAACUUUCAUACUGGAUGGGAUGACUUUAGGACUGGUUACCCGAGAUACCCUUCCCAGGAACUUGCCUUCUAUCACACCUACAGUGGUGGCUGGCCAGAGAGAUGUGCCUCUCCUGUGCGCACUGACAGCAGUGUAACCACCGAUGGGAAUGACGACGCAGCCAGUGUGCUCAGCUGGGCUGACCGCUGUGACUCUCCUGGAUGGGAUGGUGGUCGUAGCAAUGGCUUUGUUAAUGGAUACCAUGACAGUCGCAUGAAUGGAGGCGCAAACUUUGGACGUGGUCCUCCUCGCAAUGACAGAGGUGGCCGCGACAGCUUCCGUGGCAACAGGGGUGGUGGUACCUUCAACCAGCCCAUACAUAACACAAACUUUGGUGGCUAUGAUAACAAAGAUGGAGGAUGGAACACAGGUUUGAACAGGGAUGCCUAUUCUAGCUUUGGAGGACGUUCUGACAGAGGGAAGCCUGCAUUCUUUAAUGACAGAGGGACUGGAUCGAGAGGAAGGUAUGAGCGUGGGGGCUUCGGCGGCGGUGGUGGAAUGGGAAACAAUCGGUGGGUAGAGGAGUCCAGGGAUGAAGAGGACUGGUCCAAGCCUACCCCACCCAAUGAGCGUCUGGAACAUGAGCUGUUCUCUGGAAGCAACACAGGGAUUAACUUUGAGAGGUAUGAUGACAUUCCGGUGGAGGCCACCGGAAACAAUUGUCCUGCGCCUAUUGAGAAUUUCCAUGAUGUUGACAUGGGGGAGAUCAUCAUGGGCAACAUAACUCUGAGCCGCUACACUCGUCCCACCCCCGUGCAAAAGCAUGCCAUUCCCAUCAUUAAGGCCAAGAGGGACCUAAUGGCCUGUGCUCAAACAGGCUCUGGGAAGACUGCGGCGUUCCUGCUCCCAGUGCUGAGUCAGAUCUACACUGAUGGACCAGGAGAGGCUUUACAGGCUUCUAAAGCCAGUGGUCAGGAGAAUGGAAAAUAUGGUCGCCGGAAGCAGUAUCCCAUCUCUUUGGUCCUGGCUCCAACCAGAGAACUUGCUCUACAGAUUUAUGAUGAAGCCAGGAAGUUUGCGUAUCGCUCCAGGGUGCGCCCCUGCGUGGUGUAUGGAGGGGCUGACAUUGGCCAGCAGAUCCGGGACCUAGAGAGGGGUUGCCAUCUGCUGGUGGCCACACCUGGGCGUCUUGUAGACAUGAUGGAGCGAGGCAAGGUUGGCCUAGACUAUUGCAAUUACCUGGUUCUGGAUGAGGCUGACAGAAUGCUGGACAUGGGUUUUGAGCCACAGAUCAGACGUAUUGUGGAUCAGGACACCAUGCCGCUCAAAGGUGUACGUCAGACCAUGAUGUUCAGCGCUACCUUUCCCAAGGAAAUCCAGAUACUGGCUCGUGACUUCCUUGAGGAAUACAUAUUCUUGGCUGUGGGCCGUGUGGGUUCCACCUCAGAGAACAUCACCCAAAAAGUGGUCUGGGUGGAGGAGAGUGACAAGCGUUCAUUUUUGCUGGACCUGCUCAAUGCCACAGGCAAAGAUUCUCUCACACUGGUGUUCGUGGAGACUAAGAAGGGUGCAGAUGCUCUAGAGGACUUCCUGUAUCGCGAGGGCUAUGCCUGCACCAGUAUCCAUGGUGACCGUUCUCAGAGGGAUCGUGAGGAGGCGCUUCACCAGUUCCGCUCUGGGCGUUGCCCUAUUAUGGUCGCCACAGCUGUGGCAGCCCGUGGACUUGAUAUCUGUAAUGUGAAGCAUGUCAUAAACUUUGACUUGCCCAGUGACAUUGAGGAAUAUGUCCAUCGCAUUGGACGCACUGGGCGUGUGGGAAACCUUGGUUUGGCCACCUCCUUCUACAAUGACAAGAACAGCAACAUCACCAAAGACCUGCUGGACAUUUUGGUGGAGGCCAAACAGGAGGUUCCUUCCUGGCUAGAGAGUUUGGCUUUUGAGCACCAGCACAAGAGCAGCAACCGUGGGCGCUCAAAGAGGUUCUCUGGAGGUUUUGGGGCCAGAGAUUAUCGUCAGAUGGCUGGAGGUGGCAACACGUUUGGCAACCGUGGUGCUCGCAAUCCGGGAGGCCAUGGAGGCAACCGUGGUUUUGGAGGUAAUAAGGGUGGCUUUGGGAAUUUCGUAAGCGAUGGCUAUGGGGGAAGUUAUGGAAACUAUGGAGGAAACUACACCCAAGUAGACUGGUGGGGCAACUAAAAUGUCUCAGUGCAGUGGGUCACCAUGCCAAACUAGCUGAAUGGAAACCACAUGUUAACAUAGCCAGACUCUACGCCCUGUGUAGCUUUAAGAACUCGCAGUACAUUACACGCUGUGAUUCUCUGUCUGCAUUCUGAAUGGAGCUUAAAGAGAGAGAAUGGCACGUGGCAGAACCAGAGCAUCACUUUCAGAUAGGAAACAACAUGGACGCCCAGUUAUGUGUUUGAUCUACAAUCUUGGACUUAGUUUUCAGCUGCACUUUUCUUUCUUUGUUUAGAAACAAAAUGAAAUGAGGAUCAUUUAUAUGUUAAUGUACUGUGCCUUUAAAUUUAGACAGGAAUUUUGUUUCAUCAUUUCACUGAAUGAACUUGGCCAAGAGCUCAAUUUCUUUUUGUUGUAAAGGCAUAUAAAAGCUUGUACUUAAUCAAACCUUGGCAAACAACAGGAAAAUGUGGCUCGAAUGAGUCAUGAUUCCAUUUGAACUUCAAAUUGUCACAGGGAUAUCAUGUAGCCUACAAUACAGGCCAGAGAACUAACAGCUCCUGGAACCAGCACAGAAGCGGUGGAUUCAAGUGUUGAUUCCUCUGUGUGACAACUUUUGUUCUAAGGGACAAAAAGUUCUGACUUUCUUUUGUUUUUUUGUUUGCUCACUCUAUCCUGGAUAGGCACCUAUUUAGGGAUAUGGUAGUCUUCAAAAAGGCCAUUCCAGUUGUGAUAAGAAUAUUCAUAACAAAAAAUGGUAGAAACACUCAGUUACUGACACUGUUGUUUAAAAAAAAAUAAAAUUUUAUAUAUAUAUAUA
This is a messenger RNA of Colossoma macropomum (tambaqui), 3565 nucleotides long. RefSeq names its product DEAD-box helicase 3 X-linked a (gene ddx3xa). Gene Ontology annotation, molecular function: RNA helicase activity; ATP binding; RNA binding. The record is from RefSeq and is a predicted model, not a curated record. The transcript has 22 exons. Gene Ontology annotation, biological process: gamete generation; cell differentiation. Gene Ontology annotation, cellular component: P granule; nucleus. NCBI's taxonomy places the organism in Eukaryota, Metazoa, Chordata, Actinopteri, Characiformes, Serrasalmidae. The coding region runs from base 325 to 2763 and encodes 812 amino acids.